AUGGUGAACUUGGCAAAGCUUGAUUUUGCUGCCCUGGACAUUACUGGGAAAAAUUACCUUACCUGGGUACUGGAUACCAAGAUCUAUCUGGAAGGAGGGAAUCUUGGAGAUACCAUUAGGGAAGAAAACAACUCAUCCUUUCAAAAUCGGGCGAAGCCCAUGAUCUUUAUUCAUCGCCAUCUUAAUGAGGGACUAAAGAGCAAGUACUUAACAGUUGAAGAUUCGUUAGCUCUCUGGAAGGCAUUGAGAAACAGAUACAAUCACCAGACAACGGUGAUUCUUCCAAAGGCUCACUAUGAAUGGAUUCACCUAAGGAUCCAGGAUUUCAAGUCAGUGGCUGAGUAUAAUUUUGCGUUAUUCAAAAUUACCUCUCAGAUGAAGUUCUGUGGGGAUACCAUUACUGAGGAAGAUAUGCUAGAAAAGAAUUUCAACACAUUUCAUGUCUCUAACGUGCUCCUGCAGCAGCAGUAUAGAGCGCAAGGCUUUACUGAAUAUAACCAGUUGAUAUCUAUGCUCUUGGUAACUGAACAAAACAAUGAGCUCCCGGUGAAAAAUCAUUAG
Messenger RNA from Pyrus x bretschneideri (Chinese white pear), 561 nucleotides. RefSeq lists its product as uncharacterized. The transcript has a single exon. NCBI's taxonomy places the organism in Eukaryota, Viridiplantae, Streptophyta, Magnoliopsida, Rosales, Rosaceae. The coding region runs from base 1 to 561 and encodes 186 amino acids. The record is from RefSeq and is a predicted model, not a curated record.